CGUAAGCGCGAUAAGUUAACGGUGGUUCGUACACCGAGGACGUACGAGAGCACCUCUCUCUCGGCCGCCGCUAUACGCUCCCUUUUUUUCUCUUUUUUUAUCCUCCCCUCGGUGGCGCUUUCCUUCCCCUCUCGCACUUGUUCGGGCCUCAUGCGAAGUGCCAGGACUGGUGGUUCUCGCCGAGUGCCAUCGCGAGCUGAGUGCCACCGACUCGACCGGUGCUUAAGUGUUCUAAAAAACGAGUGAUUUAAGAAGAAAGAGAGAGAGAGAGAUAGUGGAAAGAAAGAAGUGAUCUUGAAACGUAGUUAAGGGUGUGUAUUAAAUUGCCUCUCGUCUCAUCUCUCUCGGGGAUGUUGAUAUGAUAUGAAUGCAUAGUGUAAAUAUAUUUCCCCAAUAAUACACAAAGGCCACUGUACGCACGCACGCAUCAGCGCAUUGAACGUAUUUCUUAUCCAAGCUAUUCUGUCAAUGACGGUGGAUUUGCAGUGACGAUGGCAGUGCUCCCUCGAACUCUGGAUUGUAGAUUUUGGAUUACAUUGACCUAAGGAUGCCUCAGAAUUUAGGUAUUGCCCAGCAGCCGGUGGGAGGCAAGCAGUGUGGUGACAGAGAUAAAAUUACCACGUCGCACGUAAUGGAAAUAAACACAUAUGCUCCACCGUUGGUUAAGAAAGAGGUGAACAGUCCUCCUCUGGGAUCGCCACACUUGGGGUCUCCUCAUCUGCCAUCCUCCUCCACCACUGACACCAACAACAUGGCCAACGACGCCGUGGUCACCGACACCUCCUUCCAGCAACACAUCCUCCAGUUAAAACAGCAUCAGCAGUUACAACAGCAGCUCCUCCUACACCAGUAUCAGCAGCAGAAGCAGCAGUUAGCGGAGCAACAUGAAAAGCAGUUGCAACAGCAGAUAAAGCUUCAAGAAAGUGUCCUGUACCACCAGUUCCAACAGGAGCAUCAGAGGCUCCUGGAACAACAACAAAAUGAACUACAGAAUCACCUCAAGCAGCAGUACUUGGAGCAGCAGACGCAGCGGGCCGAGGAGGAGCGCGCCGAGAAGCAGCGGAAGGAGCAGCUGGAGGCCCUCAAGAAGAAGAACAAGAACGAGCAGUCGGCCGUGGCGUCGUCGGAGGUCAAGCAGCGGCUGCAGGAAAUGAUCCUGCACAAGAAGCAGCGGGAGGCGGCGGCGACCACGGCGGCGGCGGCGGCGGGGGGCACGUCCAACCUCCGCAGCUGGCUGAGCACGCAGAGGAGCCUGGAGAAGGCCAGCCCCCCCAGCUACUCUUCUAAUGCCGCCCCUUCAUCUUCACAUCCCUACAGGCCGCCCGAACACGUCCUGGCCAAGUUCGAUGACUUUCCCCUCAGAAAGACAGCGUCCGAGCCCAACAUCUGCUUGAAGGCGCGACACAAACAGCGCGUGAGCAACGAGCGGCGCCCGUCCCCCCUCGUGCGGCGCAAGGACCGGCCUCCGGGACCCAUCAAGAGGCGUCAGACCUACACAGCAGUUGAGAGCAGCUCGACGCCAGACAGCGGGCAGAGUUCCCCGCCCAACGGCCUGCCAGCAUCAAGGUCGUCCUCGGGAUCCACGCCCAUCCACGAGGAGGGCGGCGGGUCCCCCUACGGCCCCCAUGGAGGCGGAGGACAAGGCUCGUGCUCCGACCUCACCCUCUAUUCCUCGCCGUCUCUCCCCAAUAUCUCGCUAGGCCGUCCUCCACAUUCCACGCAACCCGAAGGGGUAAAGCUACCUAUGGUGUCUGAGGCAGACAUGCGUGCUACCCUGACGGCUCACAUAGCAAUGCCUCUCACAGGUCAUGCCGUUGCCCCCAACAUGCCAUAUUACCCAACACUCCCAGUGAUAGAUGGUGAAGGAUACAGUUCGGGAGCAUCCACUGUGGGUCGUCAACAGCUGGUCACAGCCAUGGAUACUAGUCCAGGUGGCGGAAUCAUGAGAGGAGGCAUCUACCAUCCCAGUGUUGUCCCUAACAUGAGUGAAGCACAGGUUCGACCUGGCCGGACCCUGCAGAGGCCCUUAGGCAGAACACAUUCGUCCCCACUACCUUUAGGCCAUCCCAUGCUGGCAGCAACACCUCCAACCUUCCUCCCACAUGGCCCACCCUCAGCCCACCAGUAUGACCCCAAGCAUGCUAUAGAGCACCACCAGCAUAAUCUUCUCAAACAGCACAUUCGACAGACAGUAUUGAUACGGAAGGGAAGCAACAACCAUGUGGAGAACGUUGCUGAGGAAACAGAGGCAGCCGUUGCCCAAGCCAUUGCACAUGAAAAAACACCGGAGGAAGAAGAAGAGGAGGCACUGCAUGAGGAGGAACCAGAGGUGAUAGAUCUGACAGAACGCAAGAUAGAGGAGAGCCUGAUAGCCAGGCAGCAACGAGCAGUUUUCCUGCAGCAUCGUGACUUACUAACAGCAAAACCUCCACCUUUACACUCCACAACAAGUUCAGCCUUCACCGCACGAUCAGGCAGUCACAUGGCACGGCCUCUUGCCAGGGCUUUCAGUUCUCCAUUGGUCACCCUUUCUCCACAGGGUUCACCCCAAGAGCCUAUUAAUAUAAGCAAACAGGGAGCAACAACCGGGCUUGCCUUUGACAAUCUAAUGCUGAAACACCAGUGCGUCUGUGGCGAUAACUCUCACCAUCCAGAACAUGGAGGUCGUCUUCACUCUGUGUGGGCCAGACUACAGGAAACAGGACUGAUUCACCAUUGCAAUAGACUACGAACCCGUAAAGCAACCCUGGAGGAAAUACAGUCCUGCCAUAGUGAGGCUCACACACUCCUAUUUGGAACAAAUCCUUGGAAUAGGCAGCGUUUAGACAUGAGCAAGUUCUCUGAGUUGCCCAUCAAAAGCUUUGUACGUCUACAUUGCGGUGGCGUUGGUGUGGACUCAGACACAACCUGGAAUGAAAUGCAUACAUCAUCUGCAGCCAGGAUGGCUGCUGGCUGUGUUAUAGACUUAGCAUUCAAAGUUGCAACUGGAGAACUGCAGAAUGGAUUUGCACUGGUGAGACCCCCAGGCCAUCAUGCUGAGCACCAACAAGCCAUGGGUUUCUGUUUCUUCAAUUCUGUUGCCAUUGCUGCUCGACAGUUACAGCAGAAGUUGAAUAUGGAGAAAAUCCUCAUUGUUGACUGGGAUGUCCACCAUGGAAAUGGUACCCAGUCUCUGUUUUACGAUGACCCACACAUCUUGUACAUAUCCAUGCAUCGCUAUGAUGAUGGGAGCUUCUUCCCUGGAACUGGUGCCCCCACUGAGGUUGGUGAUGGAGAUGGUUAUGGAUUCAAUGUAAACAUUGCUUAUUCAGGCGGCCUCAACCCUCCAAUGGGGGAUGCAGAGUACAUGGCUGCCUUUAGAACCAUUGUCAUGCCUAUUGCCAAGGACUUUGACCCAGAUAUCGUACUAGUAAGUGCAGGCUUUGAUGCAGCCGAUGGACAUCCUUCACCUCUUGGAGGCUACAAAGUCUCUGCCAGCUGCUUUGCCCACAUGACAAAACAGCUAAUGACAGUUGCUCGGGGCAAGGUUGUGUUAGCCCUUGAAGGAGGCUAUGACUUAGCCAGUAUUUGUGAUGCGACAGAGGCUUGUGUUCGUACUCUGACUGGUGAUGAUCCUCCUCCAUUGUCACAGCAUGAGAUGACAAGACCUCCUUGUCAGAAUGCUAUUGAAACUCUACAAAAUGUCAUUGCUGUACAGAGUGGUCAUUGGCCAGUUGUGCGUCGCCAGAGUGGAAUGAUUAUGCUGUCCAUGGUAGAGGCUCAGGGCAGAGAGGAAGAGCAGGAGACUGUGUCUGCAAUGGCCUCUCUGAGAGUGGAUCACCAAGGGCAUCAGACACAGAGUCCUGAACCUCCUGCCAAGAGUCCAGCCAAUGAAGCCUCCAAUGAUGAAGAAGAGCCAAUGGAGGAGGACACAGAAGUAAAAUAACCUAGGAAAAAAGGGAAGAUAAAAAAUAAUAUUAAUAAUAAUGAUAAUAAUAAUAAAAAACAAUAAUGAGUUGAAAUAAAAAAGGGAGCAUAUAGAGUUCUGUGCACCUGAUAAGAAGCUGUGAGAGGAUGUAAAAGAAAUAUAGAAACACUUUUAUUAUCAUUUGCAGACCUCAUAUGCCUCCCAGAUACUGUGAGUGUGGUCAACUGUGUUUGCAUUUCGGAGUGCCGUUCAAGCAAUCCCACAUGCAGUGGGUUUGCCAGGCAAGCAUCUGUUUGCCGAGUGACCAGUGAUAUUUAGUGUUAAUUGUUCCGGUGUGGAAGAUGCUUACAUGCAUCUUCUGUGAUGAAAACUGUAAGAUGUAAACAGUGGUGGUUUUUGGUGAUAAUGUCGAGUGGCCCUGACACUUGACAACAGUGUGGAGACAGUCCCCAAUUGGGUGUAACACUGUAACUUAUCAGGCAAUGAUGUGAGUCAAGAUGUGAUGUCUGCCCACUGUUCACAUGUGGGCUGAUGAACCAAAGAUUAGGUAGAUUUUUAUGAUGUGCAUACAUGGUGUCUUAAAUUUCAUAAGGUUGUAGUGUUCCAUAGGUAGACAGACUGAGUUACCCAGUCGUAUUUAUUGAUGAACCACAUUUAUUUUCAUUACAUAUUAUCAAAGUAAGUUUGUAUGUGCUGCUGGUAGGCAGUUUCCUGACUGAAUGUGCAGCCCCGUGCAAAUGUAUCUCAGAAUGUAAUGUCUGUAUCAUUGGACCAGCCUCCAGUUAACUCUUGACACCUUAAUCAAUACUUGUGCCAACCACUUAACAGAUGUUUUCUGUUGACAAACUUUAACUUUGAAUAUGUUGUUAGUAUUCAUAUAGUGUUUAGUAGAUAAAUGUAUAAUAUACAUAUAUAUAUUAUAUAUAUUCAAUUUUAUGUAUUUCAGAUUUUAUUUGUUCACCUCACCUGAUGGUGUAAAUUCAUGUCACUUAAGUGCACAAAAUGUUAAUUGCAAGCCUUACGUGUCAGCGGGAAUGUUGGGUGGUGCCCGCCUGUUUUUGUAAGGAACCAGAAGUGUCAUCAUGGAGUACCCUUUUGGAUAUGUACGUCAGGAGUCAUGCCAGAGGCUCACUUUGUACGACCCAAGGUUCCAGUGCUCCACUUUCCACAUUAACUGCCUUUCUGUAUCUCGUCACCCAGUGUAAUUCAAAAACCAUAGAGGCCAAACUAUCUGGAAGGGAAAGGGACCCACUGCCUUGCUGGAACUUUACUUGUACAAUUUCUUACCUCUACACCAGGUUCAUGAGCACUAGUCAGAAUCACAACCCCAUGUCCACUGUAAUUCAGGCCUCAAGAUCUGUGUUCUGGUAACAAGCUCAAAGCUCUACAGUAAAGAGCCGGCCAGCCAUGUGGCUUUGGGAAGGCUGCAGCGUCCCACCCGUCCCCUGUAUAUUGUCCUUGUAUGGUCACGGUGUCCACAUAAUAAACUGGCAUAUGUUCAGCAGGCAAAGUUAUUUUCUUAUCCCUGUCAUGCCUGUUUCUCAACUAAUUCGCAUGUGAUAUUUCAUUUUUUGUAUUUUUGUUUUUUGUAUGUAUGUUUACCCUUCAUUUUCCAAAUACCAAAUCAUUAUCUUUCAUACUGUUAUACUAUUUUACACUGUGUCUUGAAGCAAGGAUACCUACAUGUAUAUUAAUUGUAUCUUAUGUUGUUAUGUGUGUUGGAAAUUCAUGAAAACCUUUUUAUGUAAGAUUAAAGUAAGUGGUAAAAAAGUACUUGAGAUUUAUAAAUGUGCUUAGGUUAAUCUGUUUUGUUAAAAUUAUCUGAUAAUAAUGAUAAUUUGACAUUUCUUACCAUACAUACCUUAAUCAGUUACUUUUCAACAAAACAAAUAUGAGGCUUAUAUCUUUAAUGCAUUCAAACUGUACUAGAGCUGUAUCAGUUCAAAUACCAAAUACAUAGUCAGCAUUAAUGCUAGAGUCUUUUUUCAUAAUUCAAAAUAUUAUGAAACUAUACCUGAUACUCUGAGUAUGUGGGAAUCCCUGUGAAGAUGCAUUUUAAUUCUUAGCAUUUCUAGGGAGCAGCCACAAUACCAGGAAAUAAAUAACAUGUAAAGGUACUGCUCUGUAGCACUAGACAUUAAUAUGGCUCUAUAUUGUCUGUGCUAGUGAAAUAGUACAAAUUAUCAACCAUUUUCUACAUUAUUUGAAUUUUUACUGUAUAUGAAAAGCCUGGUUUCUUCAGAGUCGCCUCUGUAUUAAAGAUUACUGAAAGACAUCUUUUAACUUAUAAAUCCAUUUAUCAUUGCUCGAAAUUUACAGUUAUUCUGUUUUAUUUUCGUUUCAGAAUUCAUUGGUCAUUGUAAAAAUGCUAAAAAGCAUAUACUAUUUUUGUUCUUAGAAAUCAAAAUUGACUUCCCAACCAGUAACUGAUACCUUAAUCUGAGUACUAAUUGAUAUAUCUUUUUGUCAGUUAAUAAGAUGACUGUAUAUCAAUGAAUACUUUCAUUGUGAGCUGAAAAAAUGGAUGUUGUUAUUUUGCUUUGUGCAUGAGCAUGUUUCUGUCCUUGAUAUAUACUUAGAUAGUUUUUAAGAAGAUUUACAUAGAGAGAUAACAGGGCUGGAAUCUGGUGAAGUAUAUUGCCCUGGGGCCCGUGCUGGUUCUCGAUGCCCCAGUUGGCCAGAUAUGAUCUAUUGGUCAUGUUGCCAUUUGUGAAUAAUGCUUCUAUUAUCAAGUAUCAUUGUAUUAAAAUAACAUUUUUGCUUCUU
Molecule: messenger RNA, 6673 nt
Organism: Penaeus indicus
Lineage: Eukaryota; Metazoa; Arthropoda; Malacostraca; Decapoda; Penaeidae
Gene: HDAC4
Product: histone deacetylase 4-like
Exons: 27
Coding region: 548-3925 (1125 amino acids)
Biological process (GO): negative regulation of transcription by RNA polymerase II
Cellular component (GO): histone deacetylase complex
Molecular function (GO): histone deacetylase activity; transcription factor binding
Source: RefSeq, a predicted model, not a curated record